GAGCCUGGUCCUGCUAAGAUGGCCGUGACCAGCAGCAACAUCCCCAGUGCGGAGAAGGUGCCUGCCACCAAGUCCACGCUUUGGCAGGAAGAAAUGAGGGGCAAAGACCAAGCGGACGGGGGCAGCGGCAUCAGCCUGGCGCAGAGCCCGGUGCAAGGCCAGGCCGGGGCUGCCAGCUCCCUGAAGGAUCCCAUGCUGGACAGCAAGGAAGAUGAGAGCUCCAUGAACGGAGACCGGAUAGACUGUGGGCGGAAGACGCGUGUCGAGAGCGGGUACUUUUCUUUGGAGAAGACCAAGCAAGACUCGAAGCUGGAAGAGCAGCAGCUGCCGCCCCCGCCGAGCCCGCCCAGCCCCAGCACCCCGAACAACAGGUACAGUUAUCCCAAAUCGCCCUCGCAGGAGCAUGCCCAGCCCUUUCCUUCCCCAGCCAGCCGGCAGUACACCACCCUGGCCGACGUUCCCAAGGCCAUUAGGAUCAGUAAUCGUGAGGCCUUCCAGGUGGAGAGGAAGCGGCUAGAGCGGAGAACCCGGGCCCGUAGCCCUGGGAGAGAAGAAGUGGCCCGGCUCUUUGGCAAUGAGAGAAG
Molecule: messenger RNA, 584 nt
Organism: Phaethon lepturus (White-tailed tropicbird)
Lineage: Eukaryota; Metazoa; Chordata; Aves; Phaethontiformes; Phaethontidae
Product: myosin phosphatase Rho-interacting protein-like
Exons: 3
Biological process (GO): actin filament organization
Cellular component (GO): actin cytoskeleton
Molecular function (GO): actin filament binding
Source: RefSeq, a predicted model, not a curated record